This is a messenger RNA of Aphidius gifuensis, 597 nucleotides long. RefSeq names its product baculoviral IAP repeat-containing protein 2-like. The transcript has 2 exons. Gene Ontology annotation, biological process: regulation of cell cycle; positive regulation of protein ubiquitination; negative regulation of apoptotic process. The record is from RefSeq and is a predicted model, not a curated record. Gene Ontology annotation, molecular function: ubiquitin protein ligase activity; cysteine-type endopeptidase inhibitor activity involved in apoptotic process. Gene Ontology annotation, cellular component: cytoplasm; nucleus. NCBI's taxonomy places the organism in Eukaryota, Metazoa, Arthropoda, Insecta, Hymenoptera, Braconidae. Bases 1 to 597 code for a protein of 198 amino acids.
AUGGAAUCAAGUGACAAUCCGUGGCUAGAUCAUCAACGUGCUAAGGCAAGCUGUCGUUUUAUUAGAAAUAUAGCUUGUGGUAAUGUACCUAGAGGAGUAAGCCCACAACUUAUACCUAUUGAAGGUGAUCCACAUGGUAUACCUUCAGAUUUUCGUGCUUCGUAUCGUGUUCCAUCUACUUCAAGAGACGAAGACCGUACAUUUUAUGCUGAAUUUUAUAUUGAUCUUGAAAUAGAAGAAUAUUCUAAUCCCCCAAUUGAAGAACAUUGUGUUGGAAUAUCUACUACACCGCCAGCGGAAAAAGAUCUGGUCCCAUAUGAAUCACGAUUAAAUACAUUUUAUUAUUGGCCGAAAUAUAUUUCUCAGACAAAAGAAUCCAUGGCUGAGGCUGGAUUUUUUUAUUCGUCUAUAGGAGAUUAUGUAAUUUGUCAUCAUUGUGGAAAUGGAAUUAAAGAUUGGAAAAAUAAUGAAGAUCCAUGGGAAGAACAUGCUAGAUAUUUUCCGGAAUUUACAUGUGUCAAAUGUGCUCCAGCAAUUGAUAAAUUUAUUAUAUGUCGAGUUCAUAUACCUGGUGUCAUUCAACCAAUAAUAUCAUAA